This is a messenger RNA of Moneuplotes crassus, 1482 nucleotides long. The record is from the annotation of a GenBank genome assembly. NCBI's taxonomy places the organism in Eukaryota, Ciliophora, Spirotrichea, Euplotida, Euplotidae.
UAUAAUGGCACAAUCCCCAAAGAUAGGAGGCGCAGAGGCUAGAAAAGGAUUCAACUUCUUCGGAUUCAUGUCACCUUCGCAAGCCAAUAUGGCCAAAAGAAGAAUGUCCAGAAGAAUAGCCCCAGUUGAUUUGAGCAGAUUUGGACUUUUAAGUCCUCAAAAGCAACCAUGAAAGAGCAAGAAAGCUCUCAGAAAUUCUAAUUCAGUGGUGAUAAAAUAAAGAGAAGGAAGCUGAAAGAUCUAAAGGCUGAAAGUUCAACAGUUACAAGAGAAUGAACAACAGAAAAGGAAGAAAACUGUUAAAAGCUAUUCAGCCUGCUAAUUUAGGAAUAAAAAAUGCAGUCCCAGAUAAAAAGAUUCAGGAGAAAAUUAACUAUUAUUUUGCAUCUCAUCAUAAAUAAAUGUCAUCUGUCCAACGAAGAGGAUAUAGCUACUGAAGAAAUGCAACUUGAUAUCUUGAUGAAUCCUAUUGAGAAAGCUACUAAAUAAAUGGGUUGGUAUUGCUAACCUUGUCCUCAAAAAUGACAAAUAAAGAUCUGAGAAAAUGCCUCAAAAUGAUGCGGUAUGGUCUCUUUCAGAACUAUAAAAAAAUCAAAGGUAUUCAGAAUCAAAAUGAGUACAUAAGGAAUGAUAAAAUCGAGGAAACAAAAAAGAUGAUGAAAAACAGUCAGUUGAUAGAUAAUAGCAAAGAUUCUAAACGUUCAUCCCAAGUUGGUUAUAUCGGCCCAGUGAUGCCAAAGAAGGAGAUAGAGGAAGAGAGUUCAGAUGAAGAUAUUUCUCAAAGUGUUCAGUCAUUUCUCUCAAAGAUAAACAGGACAAAGAAGAAAGAAGUAAAUUUUGAUACCGCCCCCUUAAGUCCCCAGAAUAAGAAACCAACAAAAUUAUCCCAGAGUAGACCAAAGAAGAAGGGACAUAAAAAUACCCAUGUCGGCUUGCCAAAUAGUAACAUUAAGAAUCUGAGAGCGAAAAGGAACUCUUCAAACAUAUUUAAUUUGCAACAAAUGGCAUUGAACUCGAGAAACUCCCAGAUUGUGCUAGGAUUGCCAGGAAUAAAAUCCUGAGACUCAAAUAUACUAGAUUUUGACAAUUUAAAACCAGAUCUAAACAAUAGCUUAACAGAGUCUAAUAAAGAGAAGAAACAAGCUUCAACUAGGCUUGAUAAUAUCUUAGUUACAUCUUUCAGCCAAAAGCAUGACUUAAGCCAAAUCAGAAGGGAAUCUUCUUUUAAAAUAAUCAAAUCCCAAGAUGCUUCUCCAAAAUCAGAGCUAAGAGGAAACUUUGGCUCACGAAUUCAAAGGGUAAGAAAAACUAAAUUACAAAUUAAAAUACCAAAAGUGAUCAAAGAGAACGAAGAAGAGGCUGUCAACAGCUCCAGAAAGCUCAUAAAGCAGAGAGGUCCUUCUCUAAGCCAAAUGCCGAGGCUUUCAUGAUCUGUCAGCCAAUUGACAAAUAUUUAUUUAAGUAAAGAUUUUAAACCCUAAA